Molecule: messenger RNA, 1073 nt
Organism: Columba livia (rock pigeon)
Lineage: Eukaryota; Metazoa; Chordata; Aves; Columbiformes; Columbidae
Gene: APOLD1
Product: apolipoprotein L domain containing 1
Exons: 2
Coding region: 137-877 (246 amino acids)
Biological process (GO): regulation of endothelial cell differentiation; lipoprotein metabolic process; lipid transport
Cellular component (GO): extracellular region; membrane
Molecular function (GO): lipid binding
Source: RefSeq, a predicted model, not a curated record
CAGGAAAUGGCAAACUCCCAGUAUGAGGCAAAGCAUUCCCAUUGCAGCAAUUGGUCCGCAGGAGCUAUAAAUUGGUCUCCUCCAGAAACAGAUCAAAACUUGUCUUUGGGGAGGUCUGCUGGAAACUAAAGAAACCAUGGAGAGAAACGGUGCUGCCUUUCCCCAAACACUAGACCCCACGCAUCACUUCCACAUAAAGCUACUGGAUCAGAGACAGAAGCUGCGUGGCCAAAUUGCUCACCUUCACAAAGUAGCUCGUAAACUCAACAAGCUCCGCAAAAGGUCCCUGAUUGCCAACGUCAGUGGGAGCACCCUGACUGCCGCAGGAGCAGUCACAGCCAUCGUGGGGCUGUCCCUCAGCCCGGCGACGCUGGGGGCCUCUCUCCUGGCGUCGGCUGUGGGUCUGGGUCUGGCCACUGCUGGAGGGGCCAUCAGCAUCAGCUCCGAUCUGUCCUUAGUGCUCUGCAAUUCCCGAGAGGUGAGGAAGGUGCAGGAAAUUGCAAUGACUUGUCGGAAACAGAUGAGGGAAAUCCUUGGCUGCCUGGAGUUCCUCCGACGGGGGCAGGGCCCGGGGGACCCCACGCUGCGCCAGUCAGAGAAGAGAGCCUCCAUCUCCUUGUACAACUCCAUCUGCUUCAUGGUCUUCUGUGGCUCCCACAGCUUCCUCGUGCCAGAAUACACAAAGGAGGUCACAAAAGUGAGCCAGGCUGUGCUGAAGGCCAAAAUCCAGAAGCUGGCUGCCAACCUUGAGACCUGCACCAGGGCAAUGGAUGAAGUCUGUGAACUUCUUGAAUCUAGGACAGAGUUUUCCCCACAGACAAGGAGGCUCAACUUGGGUGCUAAAACCACUGAUGAGACCCCCGGAGCAUCCAGCUGAAACAGCGUUUGCCACUUAAUUAAAACUGGGCUUGGAGACUUUACAGUAUUAAUUGUCACUGUUAGUACUGUUACCUGUUGCUGUUGUAAUAUUGGUGGUGCUCACCCACACAGGUGUGCACAUCUCUCGCGUGCCUUAUUUAUAUCUGAACACAACUCCUUCAUGAUAGGAAGCUAAAGCUUAUGCAUGUACAUAC